Orussus abietinus is the source of this 1251-nucleotide messenger RNA. Its product is annotated as nuclear receptor subfamily 2 group E member 1. The record is from RefSeq and is a predicted model, not a curated record. The transcript has 7 exons. Gene Ontology annotation, molecular function: nuclear receptor activity; zinc ion binding; RNA polymerase II cis-regulatory region sequence-specific DNA binding. Gene Ontology annotation, biological process: regulation of transcription by RNA polymerase II; anatomical structure development; cell differentiation. Lineage: Eukaryota; Metazoa; Arthropoda; Insecta; Hymenoptera; Orussidae. The coding region runs from base 1 to 1251 and encodes 416 amino acids.
AUGGAGGAAAAUAGCCGUGGGGAGACUCUUUGCAAAGUUUGCGGAGACAAAGCUUCGGGAAAGCAUUAUGGAGUCCCAAGUUGUGACGGAUGUCGGGGUUUUUUCAAGCGGUCUAUCCGCAGGUAUGCCAGAAAUCUCGAUUACGUCUGCAAGGAAAACGGUCGGUGCAUCGUCGACGUGUCAAGACGGAACCAAUGUCAAGCCUGCAGGUUUACAAAGUGCCUUCAAGUUAACAUGAAGAGAGACGGUAUUUGGCGUGAAUUUUCAGCCGUCCAGCACGAGCGAGCUCCCAGAAGUACAUCUUCUCUUGCCGCAGCAGUGAGAAGAGGUCCUUCGGGACUUUAUCCAGGCCUUCCUCAGGUUUAUCACCCGGCUGGGAGUCCUUAUCACCCUCUUCUAUAUCCAGCAUUGUUCCCCUUCAAGCCACCGACCAUCCCAGCCUUCGCUCCAAGUGUUGAUCGUUUAAUCGCGUCAACGGCGCACUUUUUACCAAGACCCUCCGCCGAAUCUUUGCCAACGUCCACAGCGAAGGAGGAUGAAGUAACCAGCACCGAAGAAGCAGCUACAGCUGACAGCCAAAAUGUCGGCAAAGGAAUGAAUUUUUUAGACGAAGCAGGGGCACGACUUGCUCCACCGAUGGUCGGUGCCGUAUCGUUACCAGAAUAUACAGUUUCCAGUUUAUCCUUGUUACCGACCGAGAACGUGUACGAAUCCGCCGCCAAACUUCUUUUUCUGGCCGUGAAGUGGGCAAGAAGUAUCCCUUCCUUCCUCCAGUUCUCUUACAGAGACCAGGCCAUUUUGCUGGAGGAAUCUUGGAGCGAGUUGUUCGUCCUUACCGCUGCUCAGUGGAAUUUCAACGUCGAUGAAUCCACUCUUGUCUCGGCGGAUUUACCGACAGAGCGAAGGAGGACUCUUCUGGAAGAAGCGCGGCGUUUGCGGGAAUUACUCACCAGAUGCGUAAUGCUCAGAGUCGAUCAUUCGGAGUACGCGUGUUUGAAAGCGAUCGUCCUGUUCAAAGUGGAAUCCCGAGGUCUCUGCGAGCCCGGCCGAGUGUCGGCAUUGCAGGAACAGACCGUGUCGGUUCUCGCGGAACGAGGUGCCGGUAGGGUAGGUCGCUUGCUGCUUCUCUUACCACCUGCCCGAGCCCUAUGUCGCAGCACCCUGCAAGAAUUACUGUUCAAGCCCACAGUAGGGGAUGUCACCGUGGAGAGGUUGCUGGGAGACAUGGUCAGAGCAACGAGGCCUGCUUAA